Molecule: messenger RNA, 873 nt
Organism: Cicer arietinum (chickpea)
Lineage: Eukaryota; Viridiplantae; Streptophyta; Magnoliopsida; Fabales; Fabaceae
Product: chaperone protein dnaJ 11, chloroplastic-like
Source: RefSeq, a predicted model, not a curated record
CUGGAUAAGCCAGAGGACGUCAUGAGUCAGCAGCAAAAAAAUCCAACGCCGAAUGGAUAAGAUUGAUUUUUUCUUUUCCGAUUGAAACUGCAAACUCAGCACAACGAUAGUUAUUUUGGGACUGUUAUGUGGACCCCACUCUUCCUAUAUAUCACAACCCGAUACUCAUCAUCUUCAACUUACAAUAACGACGUCGUAUUUAUCAUGAUCUCAACAUCAUUUCCCACACCUCUCAGCACCACCGCCACUUUCUCCGGCAAAUCCAUUUCACCACAAUCGUGCCACGUCAGAUCCAGGCAAGUACUAAUCUCUGCAACAGCCACCGCCACUCGGCCUUCGUAUCUGCAGCUUCAUCAAAGUAUGGCUUCCUGCACGUCGACACAUUACGAGAUUCUCGGAGUUGCUGCCGUCGCUUCUAAUCGAGAGAUCAAAGCGGCGUACCGGAGACUCGCGAGGGUUUCUCAUCCUGACGUGGCGGCGGUUGAUCGGAAGGACUCUUCGGCGGAUAAGUUUAUGAAGAUUCAUGCUGCGUACUCCACGUUGUCAGAUCCUGAGAAGCGUGCCAGUUAUGAUAGAAGCUUGUUCCGGCAACGGCAACCGUUGAUGGCGACGAGAUUUUCUGGAUACCAUAACCGGAAUUGGGAAACGGAUCAAUGUUGGUAGUGAGUUGAUUCGUUCGACUGACUGAGUUUCUGCAGUCUUUUUCAUUUUUUAUUUUUUAUCUGAAGCCGCAAUUAUUAGAUCGCCAUGGAAUGCGUUACUAAUUAAGUGAAUUAUUAGGAAUAUUUGGAAAUUUGUCAAUUCUUAGUUCUAAUAUGUUGGUGGAUGUUUCAUAAGUAAAUUUAACUUUUAAAUUUAUUUAUUACUUAUCAA